Messenger RNA from Pomacea canaliculata, 1145 nucleotides. RefSeq names its product WAP four-disulfide core domain protein 2-like. Bases 112 to 804 code for a protein of 230 amino acids. Gene Ontology annotation, cellular component: extracellular region. Gene Ontology annotation, molecular function: peptidase inhibitor activity. The transcript has 9 exons. The record is from RefSeq and is a predicted model, not a curated record. NCBI's taxonomy places the organism in Eukaryota, Metazoa, Mollusca, Gastropoda, Architaenioglossa, Ampullariidae.
ACAACCGGAUCCGACAUCUGCUGCCCGGAUCUCCCCUGCACGUAAAUAAGGUCCGCCAUCGGGAGUGCACACAGCAAACGUCAGACGUCACACGUUACAGGCGGCAUCAGCAUGAGAGUAGUCGUCCUUCUGGCUGUGGCGGUGACCAUGACAUAUGCACAGGUCCCUGGGACAUACAGAAUCAUAUGUGCAUCAACAGAUUGUUGGGGAUACUCCGUAUGUCGUAAAGUGCUGAACACAACUUCCGGCGAAGUCGUUCCCAUAUGUUUUGACCCCAUGCGCUAUCCACCAACGGGCAACGAGCAAGUAUGUAGCGACGGUCAGCCAUUGUGGGUCAUCACGGGCACGGGAGACUACUCUCAGGCGUCGUGCGGGCGAGUGGUCAACAAGACCACGUGUCCCAGCAACUACAGGUGUGUCACUUCACCUGUCGACGUAUACGAUGUGUGCUGCCCCAGUUCUGACAAGAUUGGUGAGUGUCCAGAGCCGCAACCGGGCAACGUCGGAGUCUGCGCAGACAUGUGUCAGGAGGACACAAACUGUCCAGGUGACCUCAAGUGCUGCCAGAACCCUUGUGGUGCUCACACCUGCCAGACACCUGUACACAGUCUUACCUGUGAAAACACUGAAUGCGGUUAUGGCUAUGUUUGUCAACUGACCCCGAAGGGACCGCAGUGUGUCUAUGCAAUACGUGACGGAAAGUGCCCGGAUUGGUCCGCGUCAAAGCCUCGCUUACCUUGCUCUACCUGUCGUUCUGACUGGACUGCCCUGACUUCCAGAAAUGUUGCCCUGGGAGACGGUUGAACUGUAGACAGUGCGUGCAUCCAGAACCGAGCGUGACGUGCGCGAAUAUUUCGUGCCCUAAGGGACAAAGGUGCGUCAUGAAAAAAGUCAUCUGCGCCAAAGCUCCGUGCUUCCCUGUUCCGACUUGUGUCUAGAGAUGGUGUCAAGAUGACCGAAUUCCUUACUAUUCAGCUGCUGCAGUCUGCUUGUACUGACUUCAUCUCAAGGAUGGAAUAAAGAAUAUUUUUAGUCUCUAAGAUUUUAUUGCUGGGGAUUGUGGGACAUCACAAAUUUAUUACAAUAUAAUAUUGUCGUGAUGUCAACACAGAUUAUUUCCCUAUUAAAGAAAUGCAUUUACCAUG